AUGGAUCCAAAUGUUGAAUGGGAUAAAAUCUGGAAUGAAGUCGUAGAUGAUUGCCUUAACAACAACACUGAGGAAGAGGUGAUAAGGUUAGUACGAGAGGCACAACAACAAGCCAACAUUUCAAGUAAGCAUAGAAAAAGAAGAACAGUGAUAGAUCGAAGUCGUGAAGAAGGCCAUAAUCGAUUGUUCAAUGACUACUUCUCUAAAAAUCCUGUAUACACGGAGGCUCAGUUCAGACGAAGGUUCCGUAUGAGAAGACAUGUGUUUCUUCGCCUUGUUGAAGCUCUUGGAAAUCAUGACGAGUACUUUCAAAGAAGGAUUGAUGCAGUGGGUAGAAGGGGACUUUCACCAUUGCAGAAGUGCACCGCUGCUAUUCGUAUUCUAGCAUAUGGAUCACCAGCUGACAUUGUGGAUGACUAUGUUCACAUUGGUGAAAGCACAACAUUGGAGUGCUUAGACAAGUUUGUUAUGGGCGUGUGCACAAUAUUUGGUGCUCAAUACAUGAGAAGACCAAAUAAUGAAGACAUUGCACGCCUACUACAAAUUAAUGCGACACGUGGUUUUCCAGGUCAAUUUUCUAGAGGUGAUCAUGGUAAACCCACAAUCAUGCUUGAAGUUGUGGCAUCUCAAGACUUGUGGAUUUGGCAUGCAUAUUUUGGCACCGCGGGUUCUAACAACGACAUUAAUGUGUUAAACACGCCUGAUGUUUUUAAUGAUGUUUUGAACGGAAAAGCUCCUGCAGUGCAAUACACGGUGAAUCAGACAACAUACCAUAUGGGGUACUACCUAGCAGAUGGCAUUUAUCCUGAGUGGGCAACAUUUGUCAAGACCAUCCCUAUGCCGCAAGGAGAAAAGAGAAAAUUGUUUUCCUAA
Vicia villosa (hairy vetch) is the source of this 873-nucleotide messenger RNA. RefSeq lists its product as uncharacterized. The record is from RefSeq and is a predicted model, not a curated record. The transcript is spliced from 2 exons. Bases 1 to 873 code for a protein of 290 amino acids. NCBI's taxonomy places the organism in Eukaryota, Viridiplantae, Streptophyta, Magnoliopsida, Fabales, Fabaceae.